This is a messenger RNA of Sesamum indicum (sesame), 2135 nucleotides long. It is a transcript of the gene GCH, whose product is annotated as GTP cyclohydrolase II. Lineage: Eukaryota; Viridiplantae; Streptophyta; Magnoliopsida; Lamiales; Pedaliaceae. The record is from RefSeq and is a predicted model, not a curated record. Gene Ontology annotation, molecular function: GTP cyclohydrolase II activity; 3,4-dihydroxy-2-butanone-4-phosphate synthase activity. Gene Ontology annotation, cellular component: chloroplast. Gene Ontology annotation, biological process: riboflavin biosynthetic process.
CCCCACCCCUUCUGCAGCCUCACGUUCCUGCAAUCUUCUCUACCCCUCAACCCCAAGAAAAAUAAGAAUUGUCUCUCGCUUUCUCUUUGAGAACUUGAUCCUAUUUAUUCAGCCAAAAAUCUUGUGUGGUUUUAUUCAGAUUUUGGGCCUUUCAGCGUACACGAAGAGAAUGGCUUCCCUUAAUUUUUCUUGCUCUUCGACUUCUCUUGCGCGCUCCCGAUUAUUAAACGGUCUCCAUUAUGGAAAUCUGCAAUAUGCGAAUGGUGUAGAAUCCUUCAAGCAGCCCAGUCCAAGAGUAGGCUUAAGUAUUAAGGCUUCUGGCAAAAUUAAGUCGGCCCUGUUCUUUGGUGAAGAAGGCACUCCUCAUUCUGCAGGUUCUAAUGUUUCAAGUAAUGCUCUCGUCAGUGAUCUGUCUAGUGGAGUAGAGGUGCAGUCUGAUUCUGUAGUAUUAGGAGCACUUUCAGCUGAUAUGGCUCCUACCACAAGUGGGUUCCCUAUUGAAAAUGAUGAAUUUGACUUGGACUUGCCAUCAGAAGGUUUCUCAUCUAUUCCGGAGGCCAUUGAAGACAUUCGCCAAGGAAAGAUGGUUGUGGUUGUAGAUGAUGAGGAUAGAGAGAAUGAAGGAGAUCUCAUAAUGGCUGCUUCAAAAGUUACGCCAGAGGCAAUGGCUUUCUUUGUGAAGCAUGGAACUGGAAUAGUUUGUGUCAGCAUGGAAGAGGAAGAUUUGGAAAGGCUGGAGCUUCCUCUAAUGGUAAACCAUAGGGAAAAUGAGGAGAAACUUCGUACCGCUUUCACUAUAUCAGUGGAUGCUAAACAUGGUACGACUACAGGGGUCUCAGCCCAUGAUAGAGCAACCACGAUAAAGGCUCUUGCAUCCAAAGAUUCAAAGCCUGAGGAUUUCAAUCGCCCAGGACAUAUAUUUCCAUUAAAGUAUAGGGAGGGAGGUGUUCUGAAAAGAGCUGGGCACACAGAAGCUGCUGUGGAUCUUUCUGUGCUAGCUGGAUUAGAACCUGUUGGAGUUUUAUGUGAAGUUGUUGAUGAUGAUGGUUCUAUGGCUCGAUUACCUAAGCUUCGGGAAUUUGCACAGCAAGAAAAGUUGAAAAUUGUAUCAAUUGCUGAUCUAAUAAGAUAUAGGAGAAAGAGAGACAGAUUAGUGGAACAUGCAUCUGCUGCUCGUAUACCAACCAUGUGGGGCCCGUUUACAGCCCAUUGUUAUCGGUCAAUUUUGGAUGGUAUUGAACAUAUUGCAAUGGUUAAGGGUGAUAUUGGUGAUGGCUUAGAUAUCCUCGUCAGAGUGCACUCAGAGUGUCUCACUGGAGACAUAUUUGGGUCUGCCAGAUGCGACUGUGGAAACCAGCUGGCACUUGCAAUGCAACAGAUCGAGGCUGCUGGUAGGGGUGUCUUAGUUUAUCUCCGUGGUCAUGAGGGAAGAGGAAUUGGUUUAGGCCACAAACUUCGUGCUUACAACCUGCAAGACGAUGGGCGCGACACUGUCGAGGCAAACGAGGAGUUGGGUUUGCCCGUUGAUUCAAGAGAGUAUGGAAUUGGUGCACAGAUACUAAGAGAUCUUGGGGUUAGAACGAUGAAACUGAUGACCAACAAUCCUGCAAAGUACAUUGGGCUCAAGGGUUACGGUUUGGCUGUUGCUGGCAGGGUUCCCCUGGUGACUCCCAUCACAAAGGAUAACAAGAGAUAUCUGGAGACUAAACGUGCUAAAAUGGGCCACGUGUAUGGCUUAGACGCCAAUGGCCGUCCAGCCCUCAUCACCAACAAGAACGGUCGACCAAGUGGAGAGAGUCCAGUUACAUCCGAGUCGUAAGUAUUCCCACUUCUAACGAAGAUAUCUCAACGGAGUCGAAGAGAAUAUUUCUAGGUCGGCUACUUCCCGUUUUACAUAUAGUUUGAAUUAAUUCGUUGACGUGAUUCUUGCAACCACUGAUACGUUCAUUCUAAUUCUUUUCGCUUGGUUGUAUACGAGCAGCAAGUGUAUUGAACAAGUUGUGAUGGAAACUAGUGAAGCCUCCUGGAAACUAUUGCUGUGCAUCACAGAAAUGUAAUAUACGCAAAUAAUCAUAUUUGUGAAAGACUAAUUAUAGACAGAAAUGUGUUUGAUUUCACAGAGUGGAAUUGUAGUA